AUGCUUCGAUUCCGGCUGGGAACGGCGCCCGGCAGAGCCAGGGCUCCCCUCAGCUCCCAGGGCAUCGAGGACAGCGGCCGGUGCCACCGGGAUGUCCCGCAGCCCCUGGGGAGAAGCCAGGACGGUGCCAGCGAUCCCGCAUGGGAUCCAAAGCCGCAGGCGCCGGGACGUUCCCGCUCGCACCGCGGCCACUCUCCCUGCUCCAAGGCGUCGCCGCGGUGCCGGAGCCCGCGGAGCAGCAGGGAAGGAAGCAAGGGGCUGUACCGGGAGACGAUCCGCAAGGAGAGCGAUUGCACGGAAUGGCGGGACACAGUCCCUGCGGAUGGAGCGGAGUCCAGCAAGCGGCGGGAAGGGGCUCGGGGGCGUCGAGACAGCAGGAUCCUCGACAUGGACGUGAAGCUGGGCCAGGUGACCAUCCGCAACCCGCGCGCCGCGCCGGGGGAGCUGCCCAAGACCUUCACGUUCGACGCCGUCUACGACGCGAGCUCCAAGCAGGCGGACCUGUACGACGAGACGGUGCGGCCGCUCAUAGACUCGGUGCUGCAGGGCUUCAACGGCACCAUCUUCGCCUACGGGCAGACGGGCACCGGCAAGACCUACACGAUGCAGGGGGCCUGGGCCGAGCCGGAGAAGAGGGGCAUCAUCCCCAUCUCCUUUGAGCACAUCUUCACCCACAUCUCGCGCUCGCAGAACCAGCAGUACCUCGUGAGGGCCUCCUACCUGGAGAUCUACCAGGAGGAGAUCAGAGACCUCCUCGCGAAGGACCAGAACAAGAAGCUGGAGCUGAAGGAGAACCCCGAGACGGGGGUCUACAUCAAGGACCUCUCCUCCUUCGUGACGAAAAACGUCAAGGAGAUCGAGCACGUCAUGAACCUGGGGAGCCAGACGCGCUCGGUGGGCAGCACCAACAUGAACGAGUACAGCUCGCGCUCCCACGCCAUCUUCCUCAUCACCAUCGAGUGCAGCGAGACGGGGCUGGACGGCGAGGAGCACAUCCGCGUGGGCAAGCUCAACCUGGUGGACCUGGCGGGCAGCGAGCGCCAGAGCAAGAUGGGCGCCCACGGGGAGCGCCCCAAGGAAGCCUCCAAGAUCAACCUGUCCCUCUCCGCCCUGGGCAACGUCAUCUCGGCGCUGGUGGACGGCAAGAGCACCCACAUCCCCUACAGGGACUCCAAGCUGACCCGCCUGCUGCAGGACUCCCUGGGCGGCAACGCCAAGACAAUCAUGGUGGCCACCUUGGGCCCGGCCUCGCACAGCUACGACGAGAGCCUCUCCACCCUCAGGUUUGCCAACAGGGCCAAGAACAUCAAGAACAAGCCGCGGGUGAACGAGGACCCCAAGGACACGUUGCUGCGGGAGUUUCAGGAGGAGAUCGUGCGGCUGAAAGCCCAGCUGGAGAAACGAGGCAUGCUGGGGAAGAAGAGGAGAAGGAGCAGCCGGAGGAAGAAAGCGAUGGACGGAGAGAACACCACGGAGAACGAAGGGGAGGAUGACAAUGAGGAUGGCCUGGAGAAGAACAUGGAGAACUACCUGAAGGAGCAGAAGGAGAGGCUGGAGGAGGAGAAAGCAGCUAUUCAGGAUGACCACAGCCUGGUGAGCGAGGAGAAGCAGAAGCUGCUGGAGGAGAAGGAGAAGAUGAUAGAGGAUCUGCGGAAGGAGCAGGAGGCCACGGAGCUCCUGGCCACCAAGUACAAGCUCUACGCCAAGCUGCAGGCCGUGAAGGCCGAGAUCCAGGACCAGCACGACGAGUACAUCCGGGUCCGCCAGGACCUGGAGGAGGCGCAGAACGAGCAGACGCGGGAGCUCAAGCUCAAGUACUUGAUCAUCGAGAACUUCAUCCCGCCGGAGGAGAAGAACAAGAUCAUGAACCGCCUGUACUUCGACUGUGAGGAGGACCAGUGGAAGUUCCAGCCGCUUGUUCCCGCGGGAGGAAACAGCAACCAAAUGAAGAAGAGGCCAACGUCGGCCGUGGGCUACAAGAGACCCAUCAGCCAGUACGCGCGCGUGGCCAUGGCCAUGGGCUCGCACCCCCGGUACCGGGCCGAGAACAUCAUGUUCUUGGAGCUGGACCUCUCCCCGCCGGCCGUGUUCGAGUUUGAGCGGAGCCGGGACCCGGCCGAGCAGGAUCCCCGCGCUCUGCACCUGGAGAGGCUCAUGCACCUGGACAGCAUCCUGGAGCGGCCGGCAGCCUCCCGCGUGCGGAAGUCCCGGUCCUGCCGUCAGGACGUGUCCCCAGAGCUGGCAGUGACAGCGUUUGUGCUGGGGACGUGUUACAGGAAACGGGUUGUUUCCCGUUUCUAUUUUGAGGCUGUCCAAGGGGAACCCGGGCCGGAAUUUCCAAACGUGGCAGUCUAG
This is a messenger RNA of Tinamus guttatus (white-throated tinamou), 2355 nucleotides long. NCBI's taxonomy places the organism in Eukaryota, Metazoa, Chordata, Aves, Tinamiformes, Tinamidae. The record is from RefSeq and is a predicted model, not a curated record.